Molecule: messenger RNA, 1675 nt
Organism: Jatropha curcas
Lineage: Eukaryota; Viridiplantae; Streptophyta; Magnoliopsida; Malpighiales; Euphorbiaceae
Gene: SK1
Product: shikimate kinase 1
Cellular component (GO): chloroplast; cytosol
Molecular function (GO): shikimate kinase activity
Source: RefSeq, a predicted model, not a curated record
GAUAUGCAGUAUUAGUAGGUUAUUUUAUUUUAUUUUUUGACGAGUAGAGGAAGAGUAUUUCUAGACAUACGGUCUCUCCUACUCCUACCAGAAACCAACCCGCCGGUUUAUAAAUCAAUCAAUUCACAUCAACGAGAGAGCGAAACUUGUUUUCUUUGUUGCUUCAAUUCUUGUCUCCUUGAAUAGUCAUUUUCUUUUGGGUUAAAGAUGUUUUUCUGAAACUAUAGCUAUAUGGGUAUUCAAAUAUUUGGUUAAAACUGAAAUCUUUGAUUAAGUUUUGGUGAAAAUUGCUUUUUUUCCCCCUUGUUGAGAGAGAGAUGGAUGUGAAAUUCGUGGGACGAAUGCAAUUAUCUUCCACGUGGAUUGAUUGUGGCCGGGUCACGCCGAAACUACCUACCGGUUCAUUGAGGUUGUCAAGGAAGUUAAAGGAAAAGCAGAGGCUGCAAGUGGGUUUUUCGGCUGAUAUUCAGUCCACAACAAAUAAAAAUCGGCAUGGAUCGGUCUCUUUUAAAGUUUCAUGUUCUUAUCAGAAUUUUCCAGCAUCAGUAUUGGAAUCUGGAAGUUUGCCUGUUUCUUCUGAUGAAUCUCUUAUCUUGAAGCAUAAAUCACAAGAGGUUGGGCCCUAUAUCAAUGGACGCUGUAUAUACCUUGUAGGAAUGAUGGGCUCUGGAAAAACGACUGUGGGCAAGGUUCUUUCACAAGUACUUGCUUAUUCAUUCUGUGACUGUGACACAUUGAUUGAGGAGGAAGUUCAAGGAAUUUCGGUAGCUGAAAUCUUUAAGCUCUAUGGAGAGGGCUACUUCAGAAAUAAAGAGACUGAAGUGUUAAAGAAGUUGUCUAUGAUGCAUCAUGUUGUUGUUUCUACUGGUGGAGGUGCAGUUGUCCGGCCUAUUAACUGGCAACACAUGCGGAAGGGAAUUAGUGUCUGGUUGGAUGUGCCUUUGGAAGCCUUGGCACAGAGAAUUGCAGCUGUUGGAACUGAAUCUCGCCCCCUUUUGAAUCAUGAAUCUGGCGAUGCAUACACAAAGGCUUUCAGGCGCUUGUCUGCUCUUCUUGAAGAAAGAGGUGAAUUUUAUGCAAAUGCCAAUACAAGGGUUUCUCUGGAAAAUAUUGCUGCAAAACUAGGAUAUAGAGAUGUUUCUAGUAUCUCACCAACUGCAAUUGCAAUUGAGGCUCUGGAACAAAUUGGGAAUUUCCUAGAGGAAGAGGAGGGCAUUGCCUAUAAUCCGAAUUUAGCCUAAAAAGCCUGGUUCUGGUGCUUAGUGAUUUGCUUCCUAUUUGAGCAGAGCUGCAGCUUAUGCCGGGUUUCUAAUUUUAUCAGCGGAAUGUGGCAUGGGGUCAAACGUGCAUUUAUCUGUCUUGAUUUAUCAUCUGGAAUGCAAGAGAUGUGUAAGUUCAAUACUGAAAUCGUAAUUUGUAUAUACAGUGAAGUGAAAGUUGAUCUGUAUCAUUUGUUGAGUUACAAAUGUUAAAAGGCUUGUUAUGCCAAGUUGAUUUUUGACAAUAAGCAAUAACCUGAGUAGAACAAUGUCCAGCGUCAUUUUUCUUGCUUAAAUGUUGCUCUUCCACAGUUCAAAUGUUGUAAAUAUGAUUAUUUCACUUCUUUGAUCAUCAUAACAAAGUUAUGAUAUAAGCGACCAGAACCUGGUUGAAUUUGAACAGGUUUUUGAUGCAA